CCACUUUCUCUUAUUCUGUGUUUGAGAGUGAGCGGAGCUAUGGCUGAGGAAAAGAAGGGUCAAGUUGCCAAGAAGGGCGCGAAGAAAGCGGUGAAGAGGGCGCCAGCGAAGGGCGGCAGGAGGAGGAAGCGGUCCAGGAAAGAAAGUUACUCCAUCUACAUCUACAAAGUGAUGAAGCAGGUUCACCCCGACACCGGCAUCUCCUCCAAGGCCAUGAACAUCAUGAACUCGUUCGUCAAAGAUAUUUUCGAACGCAUCGCGGGGGAGGCUUCCCGCCUGGCCCAUUACAACAAGCGCAGCACCAUCAGCUCCCGGGAGAUCCAGACCGCCGUGCGGCUGCUGCUGCCCGGGGAGCUGGCCAAGCACGCCGUGUCGGAGGGCACAAAGGCGGUGACCAAGUACACCAGCUCCAAGUGAAGGACCGCACUGCACUGAAACAAACAUCCACAACCCAAAGGCUCUUUUAAGAGCCACCUACAGAUUUCCUGAAACGGUUGGACCAUUGUGUUUUAAGAUAUGUACAGUUGAUGUCUGCGAGAUUUGUAUGUUGUAAAUGUCAAUAAAUGCUAGCUGAGUCGGUGCGCGCCUUAUUAUCUGUACUCCCUGCUUGUACGUGUCCGUGGUUGGCUCUCUGUUAAUCGAUCGGUUCAGGAGUAACAAGUCCCGGUGAGACACGAACCCUCGGUUUCACCCCCGGAAUACGAAGUGCCCCUAGUACCAGCCGGCUAGCAAAAUAAACAGUUUCCCGCGGAGUGCGAUUUUAUUUUUAUUUUUCAUUUCCAAAUCUCCGCUCGGGUAUUUUUUUUUAAAUUAGAUUAUUUAGUAUGGAAACAAGCCCACACUGACCUACCGAAGCGCAACCCAUGCAGACCCAUUCCCCUACGUUUACCCCUGCCCCUAAUGGCUAAUUUACCUAACCUGCACAUUUUUUGAUUGUGGGAGGAAACCCACGCAGACAUGGGGAGAAUGUGCAAACUCCACAGUCAGUCGCCUGAGGCGGGAAUUGAACCUGGGUCUCGAACGCUUUGAGUCAGGAGUGCUAACCACCGGGUAUUGUCUGAAUGUAGAGCCUUGCAAAAUACACCAAAACAAAACUAGAACAGCUGCAGAAGUGGCAGAGUAAAUGUGGAGUUUUUAUCGAUCUAUGAUCGUGUGUAAUAGGGAGGGCAACUUUAAAAUAUUCUCGAACGAUCGUGUUCACUAUUAAUGCACUGACUCAGGAAAACGUUAUCAUGUAUGUCGGGGUGCUGUUGAAAAGAGAAAUAAAUGAUUAGUUGCAGAGUG
Messenger RNA from Hemiscyllium ocellatum (epaulette shark), 1284 nucleotides. Its product is annotated as histone H2B type 1-M-like. Gene Ontology annotation, cellular component: nucleosome. Bases 40 to 417 code for a protein of 125 amino acids. The transcript has a single exon. Lineage: Eukaryota; Metazoa; Chordata; Chondrichthyes; Orectolobiformes; Hemiscylliidae. The record is from RefSeq and is a predicted model, not a curated record. Gene Ontology annotation, molecular function: structural constituent of chromatin; protein heterodimerization activity; DNA binding.